Monascus purpureus is the source of this 530-nucleotide messenger RNA. Lineage: Eukaryota; Fungi; Ascomycota; Eurotiomycetes; Eurotiales; Aspergillaceae. The record is from the annotation of a GenBank genome assembly.
AAAAAAAAAAAAAAAUCGACAAUGUCCAAACUCUUUGUCGGCGGCCUGGCAUGGCACACAACCGACGCGACCUUGCGCGAAGGGUUCGAGAAGUACGGAACUGUUGAGGAAGCGGUCGUCGUUAAGGAUCGCGACACGCUCCGCAGCCGCGGCUUUGGCUUUGUCCGGUUUGCUAGUGAUGGCGAUGCCGACGCUGCCAUGAAUGCCAUGAACAACCAGGAGUUCGAUGGACGUAUCAUUAGGGUUGACAAGGCGUCCGAGCGUGCUCCGCGAAACGACGGAGGCUUCCAGGGCCGCGGUGGAUAUAACACCAAGGAAGGCGGAUACCGUGGUGGUUAUGGUGGUGGAUAUGGAGGCAAUGGAUAUGGUGGUGGAGCUGGCGGCGGUUACGGCGGCGGCUAUGGUGGCGGUAAGCCUCACUCUCAUAAUUUCCAUGUGGACAUGCUCUGCAACAUCGUUGACGGGGUCGUCGAUCCUCCGGGAGGAUUUGUUGCUAACUUGAGAUCAGGAUGGCGGUCUUCGAACUAAAC